Molecule: messenger RNA, 1911 nt
Organism: Alternaria incomplexa
Lineage: Eukaryota; Fungi; Ascomycota; Dothideomycetes; Pleosporales; Pleosporaceae
Exons: 2
Coding region: 1-1911 (636 amino acids)
Source: RefSeq, a predicted model, not a curated record
AUGGAAAUGGACAGAUUGAACUACGACAUGCUUGAGAACGAGAGCAUCGCAUCUGAGUCGCAUUCUAUGGACACUCCAGCCAGCCUCGGCUACGCAUGUGCUCAAUUCGACUCCGCCACCGAAGCCACCGAGGCCAUGCUCAAUACGGACAACCACCAGGAAGGCCUCUCACCAGAGGUGCAGCUGCGCAAAGACAACCGUCGAGGCUUCCGAAGCCACAUUCGAGGCAUCUGCGAGUUACUGAGAUCCGCGAAUCAUACAACGCACCUUGACGUCGUCGCGCUUGCAUCAUCUUGGGAGACCGAAAUUUGGGCUUCGUCGCUCGAGCACGGAGACUGCAACACUUCAUAUAACGAGGAUAUCGAUGAGGCACUGGAAGACUUGGAUGAUUGGAGAACGUACUGGAAUUCGUCUGAAGGCGACCCUGAAGGCGGUCGAACCGGUCGGCAGCUCUUCCUCGACCACGUUCAACAGCUUCAGGCGCACAGCGCUGCGUCUGAUGGGCAGACUGAACCGCCGACAGGAGUCAAAGCAUCGGCGGAGCCCUCCCAUUCUCACGAAGAUGGUGAAGAUGCUUGUUCCUCCAUGGAGACCAACAAUAGUGAUGGUGGCGUCGACGUUGGCUCAGACGAUGAGUCCGAGGAUGACCAGACUGAGACGCAGUACGUCCCUGACGACACAUCUGAAGAUCAUGACCUUGAUUCAGAUACUGCCGACGAGCUUUGGGAUUUAGCUGGGGGUAACGAAGAACUAUCAGAUGAUUCUACAGACGACGCUGAAGAUGACGAACCAUCUGAUGAGCCUGACGAAAGGGACGGUUCCGAAAUCAUAUCGCGUCGCUCGCCACAACCUUAUGAAAGCGAUGAGGAGGAUGAAAGCGAAAACACCAUAGACGGUGUCAGUUCUCACCCUAGUUCUCCCGUCGCAACAUCUCCGUUAGCAUCGGCUUUCGCUUUCACCUUCAAGCCUUCUCAAUGCAGCGUCGCUGUACCUACCAUCUCGUCCGGCUUCGACCCUGAAAAUUGGACUGGAGCAUUCGAUUUUACGGCCCCCCUAGGCGACAACAUGGCCGUCAAUGCGUCUCUAUUGGCUGUUUAUGAUAUCGCCAGUCAGACUUCAGAGCCUCAAGACCUCAAGGAUCUUGAGCAGAUCGACACAGUUGCCGCCGACAAUAGCUUGAAGCCUACCUCUUCUUCCCCCGUUGACGACGACGUCGUUGUCAGGAUCGGUCAAGAGCACGCAGUGCAGGAAGCCCCCCUGGCCGCUCCAAAGGAGCAUGAGACGAAAAGGCCGCAAAAGGCCGUCUCGGAAGACUGCUCUGGUAGGAUCAGAGAGCUGACUGCCGCCAUCAAUGCAUGCGAGGCCGAAUGGCUGAACGCAAAUGCAGGCAACUGCGCUCCUUCCGCUUUCGUCGAACUCGCCAGAAACCUCGAUAGCAUUGGUGCCAAAAUCACUAAUGAGGGUGAUUUCUCUUCCCUGUCGGCAUUGAGCGAGAUCGAGGCGUUGUUCGCGAAAUGGCAAGCUUUUGUCGACACCAUGAAAGCCUUCAUCGGCAUCAAAGAGUACUUCCAUCCCGACAACGACUUCUGCUUCAAUCGACUUGUCAUACUAUAUCGCUCAGAUGUCGAAAUGAUCCCCGUGUACGAAACCAUGAGUCGCAUGCCAGGCGCUCAGGAAUACUGGCUGGGUGAAGCAAACAAGCGACGAGAGAGCAGAGAUGUCAAUCUGAAGAGCAUCAACAAUGAGAUUGCAAAGAUGUUUGGUCUCCGCCAAGCCUACCGCCACGAGCUUGAGAUGCUGAACGGGCAAGUAGACGACAAGGCGUUCAAGGAGUUUGGCAAGAUGACCCUUAAUUUGGUUCACGAGCGCAUAUUGGAGGUAAAUGCGGCUUUAGGCCUGGAAGACUUGUAG